AAGUCAAUUAACUCAAUUGAACCCUAGUUCCUUCUUCUCCACCGAUCAUCCACUGGACUCACUAUUCUGGAUUAAAUGUGAAGUCAUAUCAAGCUAAUGGCUGCCUCUCGCGUCUUGAAAGCAGCCUUAAACUACUCGUCUCCCGUCAUCUCCUGGAAAUCUACCGGUUUGCUUCAGCAAACCAUAUCAACUUGUAUUGAACGAACCGGACUGGGGCUCCACUCCGGCAAGGAAUCAAGGGUGAGAAUAUGCCCGGAGCUGGCAGGUGAAGGUAGGUACUUUGCGAUUGGGUCUAAUCGUAUCGAUGCAUCUAUUAAUUUUUCAAAGGAGUCGCCCCUGUGUACUACACUGUGUAAAGAUGGGUACAGCGUGAGAACAAUUGAGCACCUGCUUUCUGCUCUAGAGGCAUGUGGAGUAGACAAUUGUCGAAUCGAAGUGGAGAACUCAGCCUCUAAUGAUCGAUCUGUUGAGGCAGGUUCCUAUAUUUGAUGGGUCUGCAAGGGAAUGGGUAAAAGCUAUAGAAGAAGUUGGUUUGGAGGUAGCUUCUUAUGGCGGGGGCCAAACGUGUGAAAAGUUGGCACCAUAUGUUAAUGAACCUGUUCAUGUAUGGAAAAAUGAUGCGUUUAUUGCUGCGUUCCCUUGCUCAAACAUCAGGAUAAGCUAUGGAAUUAACUUUCCACAGGCACCUGCAAUUGGCUGCCAGUGGUUUUCUUGUUCAUUUUCUUCAGAUAAUUUUGUCUAUGCGGAGCAAAUAGCUUCUUCAAGAACAUUUUGCAUUUAUGAGCAGGUAGAACAAAUGUUGCAAUCAGGACUUAUCCAGGGUGGCUCUCUAGAAAGUGCCAUUGUUUGUAGUGAGAGUAAAGGCUGGUUGAAUCCACCCCUCCAUUAUCCCGAUGAGCCAUGCAGGCACAAGGUUUUGGAUCUUAUUGGGGAUCUUUCCCUUUUUGCUAGAGCUGGCAGUCAGGGGUUUCCAGUAGCUCACAUAGUUGCCUACAAGGGAGGACAUGCACUCCAUACUGAUUUCGUUCGCUACUUAUCCAGAAUGGACUGAAGAACAACGGAAAGCUUCAAGCAUCAGGGUCAUAGAGCCUUCACAUGGAGCAGAUCAUAUGAAUGACGAGGCUCUCUAGUACCCUGUGUCUGUGUUAAUGGAUAGGUGUAAGUGCAAAAUAGAUCACAUCUGGAUGUUUGAUUGUUUCUACUUUCUACUACAUAUUAUUUUCAGAAGAUACAACCCAAAAGCUUUUAUCAGCUCAGAAGUAAAUAGUUUUGGGUAUGAGGAAUAAUAUUUCGGACUGCGAGUUUUGGAAUCCAUUUUACUUGAUGGGGAAACACCUUGUUUACUUCUAGGUUUCAGCUCGUCUCAAUUCUGAACCAUAUAACUGAUAUCAGGCAAUACAAUAAUUUUAUAAUUUU
Cuscuta epithymum is the source of this 1416-nucleotide messenger RNA. Lineage: Eukaryota; Viridiplantae; Streptophyta; Magnoliopsida; Solanales; Convolvulaceae. The record is from the annotation of a GenBank genome assembly.